GGUCAAGGAAAUUUGUUGAUGAUAAAGAAAUAUACAGAAAUGUGACAUUGUAUAAACAAGCAAAAUUUAUUGACACAAAGACAAAUUCAUUUUGGCCAUUUUCCAUGACCUUCGACUUGUCAUCCUUAAUUUCAUCAUGACUCAACCAUUAACCUCGACUGACAACGCUUUUACCGUGUAAACGACGUCAAACUUAAGCUGUCAUGUGGAAAUACGUUUCAGCGAUAGUUUUAGCGAUGAUUCAUGAAGGUAUGUACCUUCCACUCCAUGUCUCUAAUGUCCUACUGGCUGUUUUAUUAAUGAAUUUGGAAUUCGCACGGCAAGAAGAAAAAUCUAAUGCAAUACGCAGCGUGAGUCCAUUAGGUAUUGUGUUUAUAUGACCUCUCAACAUUUUUAUUAGCUGUUUUAUCUAACAUGAUUUCAACCAAUAAAGAAACAGCGUUUACAUCCAAAACCAACAACAAAAUUAUUUCGAAGAAAGAAAAUUUGGGGACGAUCUAUCAUUGUGAGCGAUGGGAAUUGACUGCACGAAAGUGCCUGACGUCAUAAAUACACUCGAAGUCUCUCGUACUUGAAAAAAACAUUGAAAACAACGUCAUUGGAAAGAAUGCUUGCAAUGAAAUUGUUUGCCAAAUACCCAAAAUCCUGGGAAUGAAACGAUUGCGACAGGGGAAAAUCGAUGCGUUUUUAAAGAGAGCGCGUGCGGAUGAUGUAAUAACAAGAAGGAAUGAUUGCAACCAUUCCAGAGGCAAUACACAAUCAAUCACUUUUGAAGAAGAGCACUUCAUGGCUUCAGAAGAAAAUAUCAAAUGUAGUAAAUUUUCCCAGGACAUCAAGCUGCCUUUGGUAAAGGACAUAUCCUUUGAUGAGGAUAUCCAACCAAACCAAAAUCCAUCAGAUGUUUCAAUCACAGAUAUGAAGCUUCUAUGUGCGCAUCCUCCCAAGGAACCAAGCAUUAAAGAGAAAUGUACAGAUAGUGAGGAUGCAGUUAAUCGCGAUAAAGAGACAAUGAUGGAAGUUGAUACUUCAUCCGAAGUAAACAACGAAUCUAUUGUUGCCUAUGACUCAUGUAAGCAAGGUAACACAAGGCAGAUGACAAGCACUGAAGAAAUCAAUGAGUCCAUUGUUGGCAUUGUUGCUUGUAAAAAGGAUAACAUGGAACUGAUGACAAGUACAGAAGUCAUCAAAGAAUCUACUGCUGGUAAUGUUGUAUGUAAAAAAGAUGACAUGGGGCAAAUGACAAACACUGAAGUAAUCAAUGAAUCCAUUGUUGGCAAUGUCUCAUGUGAACAACAUAACAUGGGUCAGAUGGCAAACACUGAAGAAGGCUCCAAAUCUUGUGAUGCUUAUUAUGAACAUAUACCUGAUGAAGACAAUCUUGUUAAACCACUUGUUGAAAGUAAUGCAAAGAAUGAGUCAAACGAAGGCAUUACAAUUACCGAUGACAUUGAUGAGCAACCAACAGAAUAUGGUAUUGAUUAUGAAACAUUGUUGAAGUAUCCGAAUUGUCUUCAUACGGACGACCCGCUAAUCCCGAGUAAGAAUCAUAUAAUCUUGUUUGAGCCGUACAAUCCAAGUCGUCCUUAUCCCAAGGAGUUCAGAGAUUAUUGUGCGAAAGGCAACCAAGUAUUGUUGCCUUGCUGUAAACCCAAAUCAAAGAAAGAUGGAGAUGGGGACUCGAAAGAUCGUUGGAACCUCGUGGUUAGAUCUUUCUCAGCGAAAUCGAUAUACAGCGUCGAGGAUUUAAAGGACAUUAUAUUGAAGUACAAUUCCAAGCCAUCAAAUUUCAGGGUAUUGGAUGAUUUUGUAAAUAGCGCAGCUUGUGACUAUCGGGAGCGUUUCUUUGAAAUCGUACUUCCUGGUAUCGUUGAAUUGGUGUUAAAUAUGAAGGAGAUCGUCACUCAGCCUCCUCCUAUUCUUAAACAACACGUUGAGAAGAUGUUGACAUUGUCCCAACGUCAAGCGGCCUGUCUUCUAGCUUCGGCGUUUCUUUGUCUAUUCCCUCGCAGAAAUCACGGCAGUCGUGAAUUUUCGCGCAGCUUACCAUCGGUAAAUUUCAAUAGACUCUUUGAAAGAUUUGACGAAGACAACGAAACAAACCUCCAUAAACUGGCAGCUUUCAUUUCGUACUUUAAUUCAGUGAUUGAAGAUAUGCCUGAAGGAACAUUGUCCUUUCAAAGGCAAGUUUUACAUCAAGAUGAAAUUCCUAACUGGGGCAGGCGUAAGACAACGUUGACUAAUUUGCGUGCUGUUAGUGAAGGUACAAUCGAAGAUAAUGCUCCAGGGAUGUUACAGGUGGACUUUGCAAAUUGCUUGGUUGGAGGUGGUGUAUUAUCUCGAGGCUGUGUUCAAGAGGAGAUUCGCUUUCUCAUGUAUCCGGAAAUGAUCGUAUCGCGAUUGAUCACGGAGAAACUCGAAGAUAACGAAUGUCUAAUAAUAACUGGAGCUCAACGUUUCGGAAAAUAUACUGGCUAUGCAAAGACUUUCAGAUUUAUGGGACCAGUUAAGGAUGACACACUAAGAGAUAGCUGGGGGCGAAGAUUAACGAGUGUAGUCGCCAUCGAUGCCCGACCAUUUGUCAAUUAUACUGAGCAAUUUACUCCCUAUAAUAUAACACGUGAACUAAACAAGGCAUACGUAGGUUUUCUCUCGCGAAACAUUGAAGAUCGAAAUCAUUUGCCAGCUGUUGCAACGGGAAAUUGGGGCUGUGGUGCUUUUAAUGGCGAUAAACAGCUGAAAAGUUUAUUACAAAUUAUGGCCGCAAGUGAAGCAAAACGGGACGUCUUGUUUUUCACGUUUGGCGAUAAGGAGCAAGCUAGAGAGCUCGCAAAUAUUCAUCGAAAACUUAAAGAAAAUAACAUCACGAUUGGUUGGCUAUGGGAGCAUUUAUUCAAGUAUCGUAAAGAGGCGUUACUGAGUCGUAACUUAUUCAAAUAUCUCGAGGAAUCAUUGGAAAGGAAGGAAUAGUGUAAACACAACAGCAUAUUUUAGUUGAAUUUUUAACUGAAAAUAUUUUGAUUUUGUAAAAAUCAUCUUGUACAUACUUAAAUUAUGGAUUGCUAUUGCUUAAUUUGAAGGUGUUCGUACGUGACUAGGAUCGACGUUAGAAAGUUA
Xenia sp. Carnegie-2017 is the source of this 3114-nucleotide messenger RNA. Its product is annotated as poly(ADP-ribose) glycohydrolase-like. The transcript is spliced from 22 exons. Gene Ontology annotation, cellular component: cytoplasm; nucleus. Gene Ontology annotation, biological process: regulation of DNA repair; carbohydrate metabolic process; ATP generation from poly-ADP-D-ribose. The record is from RefSeq and is a predicted model, not a curated record. The coding region runs from base 652 to 2967 and encodes 771 amino acids. Lineage: Eukaryota; Metazoa; Cnidaria; Anthozoa; Malacalcyonacea; Xeniidae. Gene Ontology annotation, molecular function: poly(ADP-ribose) glycohydrolase activity.